UCACGAAUAUUCUCUCGCCCACCCUGCGCCCAAUCUCGUCACCCCCAAACCCCAUCCAUCCCUUCUUCCUCCCGAGCAGCCUCCUCGCCGACGAAAGGGGCGGAGAACUUUCCAGAAGGUCAGGGGGAAGGAUGGGCGAGUUCGACGAUUACUGGGCGCGGGCGUACAGGGGCGACCCCGCGGUGCCGCACUCGGACCCGCAGCGGCUCAUCUCCACCUGGACCGGCGCCUUCGCCCUCGGCGCCGCCGCCUGCGUCCACCACCACGUCUCCGGCCUCGCCUCCAACAUCAAGUCCCUUCCCCACAGCUGGCAAGACAUGACAAUGAUGCUCGAUCAGAAGCGCUGGAAGAAAAUUCUCGACAAGAAGCAGCAACAAGCUUAAGUUUCAUAACCUUCACCGCUUGGGCCACAGUUGGAGGAGCUCCUUUCUAUCUGGCUGUUGGGCAUGGCAGAGGAAGUUCUGCAUCUGUUUGGUUUCGUGGAUAGAGUUUUCUACCUAUUGUUUCCUUCAUAGUGUUGGAACCUCAUUCUUGAAGUUGAACGUGUAACGGGUUGUAUUCAUCUGCUGCCACUGUGAUCUAUACGAUUUUGCACGGUGCGUGUGAUGCGUGACAUGGCAGUCCCUGGAGUACACUGCAGUUACAUAAUUACAUUCUCCAU
This is a messenger RNA of Triticum dicoccoides, 661 nucleotides long. RefSeq lists its product as uncharacterized. NCBI's taxonomy places the organism in Eukaryota, Viridiplantae, Streptophyta, Magnoliopsida, Poales, Poaceae. The record is from RefSeq and is a predicted model, not a curated record. Bases 132 to 383 code for a protein of 83 amino acids. The transcript has 3 exons.